CCCUUGUUAGCCACAGAAGCUCCGGUAUAUAAGGAAAAGUCGGAGUCUCUCUCAGUCGCUGUGAAAGCCAUACACCCCUCACCUGCGCGCGCGCACACACUUUUACACCCACAAUUUUCUGCAUCUCCUGCAUCGUCUCCCUUCAUUCCUGCGUGCAUCCUCUACUUUAGUCUGACCCGAUGAGUUACCCGGUGGACACGAUAGGAAGUCCCUUCAGGAGAGUUAUGGAUACUAGAACAACCAGUUACGGCUACGGCCGCCCCAGCGGCACCCCCUCAAGCGGCUUUCGCUCCCAGUCGUGGUCCCGGACAAGCCCGGGCUCCACCAUGACCGCAUCCUACAAGAGGACCCUGAACGCACCGGCUCCCCGGGCAUACAGCUCAACGGUGCUGAGUUCCGCCGACAGCGUUGAUUACAGUCAAACCUCGAUCCUUAACGGUGACUACAAGCGAUCUAACGAAAAAGAGCAACUUCAGGGGCUUAAUGACCGGUUUGCUGUGUAUAUUGACAAGGUGCACUACCUGGAGCAACAGAACAAGCAGAUCGAGGAUGAGAUCCAGGCGCUGCGGCAAAAGCAGGUGUCCCGCACCCAGCUGGACGACCUCUACGACCAGGAUCUGAAGGAGCUGCGGACCGUUCUGGAGCAGAUCCACCGCGAGAAGGCGCAGAUCCAACUCGACACUGAGCACAUUGAGGAGGACAUCCAGCGGGUCAGGGACCGCUUCGAGGAGGAGGCUCGAAUCCGCGAGGAAACGGAAGCCAUAAUUCGCGUCCUGAAGAAAGACACCGGUGACUCGGAGUUAGUGAAGUCCGAGUUGGAGAAGAAAGUUCAGUCGCUGCAGGACGAGAUUGCCUUCAUCCGCAACAACCACGAGGAGGAGGUGAGCGACCUCAUCGCCCAGAUCCAGGCGUCCCAGGUGACCGUGGAGAGGAAGGACCUCCAGAAGACCGACAUCACCGAGGCUCUGCGGGAAAUACGCACCGAAUUAGAGGGCCACUCCAACCAGAACCUGCAGCAGGUGGAAACCUGGUUUAUGUGCCGCUACACCAAGCUCAACGAGGCAGCGGAGCACAACAAGGACGCGAUUAAGUCCGCCCGGGACGAGAUUGCCGACUACCGGCGCCAGCUGCAGGUGAAGACGGUGGAGCUGGAGUCUGUCCGAGGGAUGAAGGACUCUCUGGAGCGCCAACUGAAUGACAUCGAGGACCGGCACAACAGCGACCUGGCCAGCCUGCAGGAGACAAUCCACCAGCUGGAUAAUGAACUGAAGAGCACGAAGUGGGAGAUGGCUCGCCAUCUCCGCGAGUACCAGGACCUGCUGAAUGUCAAGAUGGCCCUGGACAUUGAAAUUGCUGCAUACAGGAAACUCCUCGAGGGAGAGGAGACCCACUUCAGCACUUUUCCAUAUCGCCAGGCUGUCACCUCCAGCAAAAUCUCCAAACCUAAAUCUGAGGCCUCAAAGCUGAAAGUGCAGCACAAGUUCGUGGAGGAGAUCAUCGAGGAGACACGGGUGGAGGAUGACAAGGCAAACAUUGAUGAGGCUCUGGCAAAGAUAGCACAGGAGCUCUCUGCCACACCCGGAGAAGGAGGAGAGGAGGAAGAAGGGGAAAAGGAGGGUGGAGAGGAAGAGCAGGAUGCUGGAGAAGAGGCAGCAGAGGAAGAGGAAGUUGUAGCCACCAUUGAAGCCAAAGUUAGUGCUAGUGCCCUUUCCAAGGAUGAGGAUGAGGAGGAAAAAGGGGAUGAUGAGGGAGAAGAAGGUGACGGAGAAGAUGGUAAGGAGGGAGAAAAUGAGGAGGAAGAAGCGAAGGGAGAGGAUGACGAAGAAAAGGGGGGUGAAGCAGAAGAAGGUGAUGAAGAUGGGGGAGAAGAAGCAGAGGAAGAGGAGGUUGAGGAAACAGUACUGUGCACCAAAGCUCCAGAGUCCAAAGCCUCCCCUGACAAAGAUAAGAGUGGUGAAAAAGAGAGUAGUACAGGGGAGGAGGAGAAGGAGGCUGGUGCCGAAGAGGAGAGUAGCAAAAAGGAGGAAGAUGACAAAGCAUCAAAACGUGGAGAUGAAAAGGAAGAAAAAGAUGAUGCAGAGAAAGGCAAAGAGGAAGAUGAAAAGGAUGUAAAAACAGAGAAAUCAGAAAAAUCUGUUGCAAAAUCAGAAGCUUUAAAAUCUGAAGCCAGCAAGGAAGAGGCCCCAAAAUCUGAGGGAUCAAAGUCCCCCAACUCGGAAUCUCCAGUGGCAGGUUCCCCAAAGUCUGAAUCCCCCAAACCUGGUUCCCCCAAGUCUGAAUCCCCCAAACCUGGUUCCCCCAAGUCUGAAUCCCCCAAACCUGGUUCCCCCAAGUCUGAAUCCCCCAAACCUGGUUCCCCCAAGUCUGAAUCCCCCAAACCUGGUUCCCCCAAGUCUGAAUCACCCAAACCUGGUUCCCCCAAGUCUGAAUCACCCAAACCAGGUUCUCCCAAGUCUGAAUCACCCAAACCUGGUUCCCCCAAGUCUGAAUCACCCAAACUAGGUUCUCCCAAGUCUGAAACACCCAAACCAAGUUCUCCCAAGUCUGAAUCACCCAAGGGUGCUUCUCCAAAGCCUGAAUCGCCGAAAGAAGGCUCUCCCAAGGCAGAAUCCCCUAAGCCUAGCUCCCCCAAAUCUGAAUUCCCCAAGUUUGAUACCAUCAAACCUGAGGCUUCCAAAGAGGACAAAACAGAAAAGAAAAGUGACUCAUCAGAAGAUAAGAAGGUAGAAAAGAAAGAUGUUGCCAUGAACGGUGAGGUGGAGAAGAGUAGCCCAGAGGAAAAAGAGAAGAAAGAUGAGGAUGUGAUUGCUAAUGGCGUAGACGAGAGCCCCAUCAAGGAAGAUGGCAGCCAGAAAGUGGUGAUUACCAAGACCGUGGAGACAAUCACCACUGGAGAGGAUGGGUCCAAGCAUGUCACAAAAUCUAUCACGGUGACAGAAACAGUGAAGGAGGUGGAGGAGGUGCUGCAGGAGAAGCUGGUCUCCACCAAGAACACUGAGAAGCAAACCACCCAGUCUGUUAAGCAAGUGGCAGAGGCCGAAUAAGCAGACUCUGCUUAGCCAAAGUGGAAUUAGAGAACGGGGCAACCGUGAGCGGGGCGAAAGCUAGAAGAGAGAACAUAAGCAAUCCACAAAAAACUAACAUAACAAUGAAACCCAUACAGCUAGAGCGAUGUAACAACGAAAACCACACUAGAAGCAAAUUAUAGAGAGAAGCCAAAAUAAAACAUGACAAACUUCAAGCCUGCAUGUUGAGUGAAAGCUUUAAGCAAGCUUUGCUGCCAAUGCAGCGAAGAGCAAGCGACUGAGACAUUUUAUUCUCUUUUAGGUUCUUUCUGCUUUCAUAAGGUGAGCUCAGGAGUAGGAGGAGGGGGUGGAGUAUCUGCAUGCUAGCUCAGGGGAGUGGAGUAUUUUUCUCUCUUAUGUAUAUGUUUAGUAGGAUUGCACUUUAAAAUGAUUAUGUAACACAAGACCGUCGAGCAGAUUUUUGAGUUAAAGUAGAAGAGAGGAGGUCAUGCAGGGGGAGGGUCCUUGGCGCAGACAUGCACUCUACUGAAGAAGCCUUACCUGACAUGUGAAGAUGCCAUCUGAGCCAGAAACAGUACUAAACAUUAAAUAUGGAACAUGAGGUGAAGAAACAUAACCACACCAGUAUACAUCCGGUAACUAAAGCAAUUACAGCUUAACAAAUCUAAAGAAACUCCUAGCCUUAAACAUGCUUUUUAUCAUGGUCUGUUAUGUUUACCUGAGAGCAACUUAGACAAAUGUAACUGUAAAUGACUUGUGUAUCCUUGUAUGCACAGAAUGAACUUGAAUUUAACUACAGAAAUAAAUGAGGUGCUACUGUUUGCAGUCCCAUAAACUCAUCUUGAAUUAUUUCCCAGCAGCCUUUGCUCAAUAAAUAUCAUAACAAACCAAA
Molecule: messenger RNA, 3918 nt
Organism: Girardinichthys multiradiatus
Lineage: Eukaryota; Metazoa; Chordata; Actinopteri; Cyprinodontiformes; Goodeidae
Gene: nefma
Product: neurofilament medium chain a
Exons: 3
Coding region: 180-3044 (954 amino acids)
Biological process (GO): neurofilament bundle assembly
Cellular component (GO): postsynaptic intermediate filament cytoskeleton; intermediate filament; axon
Molecular function (GO): structural constituent of cytoskeleton
Source: RefSeq, a predicted model, not a curated record